UACCAUAGCCUGUUUCGUCAAACUUUAAUAAACAAGCUGACUUUUAUUAGUGUUGAUUUAAUAGUGUUGACUAAUUAGUAUUCCUAGUGUAACUAACUGAUUCUCAAGUUGUAAAUAAAUAGUUUUAAUAUGUUUCUUACCAAUCGGAUCGUUUGCAAUUUGUCUACUAGAUGUACAUUUGCUCAUAAGUUUUUGAAUAAGUCUAAAUUUUUUAGGCUUAGUUUUUCAACUUCUUCCAUUAACAGUGGCAAUUCUUCAUCAUCAUUUUCUUGUGUGCAACCUAUCGUGACAUUGAACAAACAUUUACGCGAUCAACAAUCAAGGAAACUUCAUAUUAGUCAUGGCCUAAGUUCAGGGAAAGUGGUUCCUUUCAAUCUUUCUGAUAUCGGUGAAGGUAUUUCCGAGGUUGUCGUCAAGGAAUGGUUUAUCAAGGUUGGUGAUGAGGUCAAUCAAUUUGAUUCAAUCUGUGAAGUUCAAUCUGACAAAGCAAGUGUUACAAUUACAAGUCGUUACGAUGGAGUUAUUGAAAAAAUUUAUUACAACAUCGAUGAAAUAGCUAAAGUUGGAAAACCUUUAGUAGAAAUUAGACUCAGAGAUGAAAGUAAACAAGGGUUAGUCCAAGCAGAUCAAGUUGAUCAAGUUGCUGAUUUAGAAGCUAAUCAAAUUUGUGACUCCCAGCCAACCAAUUUUCUCGAUUGGAAAGGUGGUAAAGUUUUAACUACUCCAGCUGUGCGAAGAAUAGCCGCUGAAAAUAAUAUCAAGUUGAGUAAUGUUAAAGGUACUGGUAGAGAUGGUCGUAUUUUGAAAGAAGAUUUACUCAGAUAUCUUGAAGAGGCGAAAAAUUCUAUGGCAUCGCAGAAGGAAACUCCAGUUCUCAAUAUUUCACCUGAGCCCAAGACAUUACCAAUUAACUUGAACGAAAAACCAUCUGUUGAUAGAUUGACUAGUCAAGCAUCUGACAAAAGUGUUCCAUUCACCGCAAUUCAACGUGCAAUGUUUAAAUCAAUGACACAAUCUCUUAAAAUACCUCAUUUUGGAUUAAGUGACGAAAUAAAUUUAUCCAAUCUUCUCAACAUUUUGCCAAACUUGAAAGAGCGAGCUUUAUCCAGGGGCAUAAAAUUAACUUUCAUGCCUCUAUUCAUGAAAGCUUUGUCAUUAGCUCUCAAUGAUUUUCCAAUGUUGAACUCAUCAAUCGACGAAAAGAAUGAAAAAAUAAUUAUCAAAGCAUCACAUAAUAUUGGAUUUGCCAUGGACACUAAAGAUGGAUUAAUUGUCCCAAAUAUCAAAAAUGUUCAAAAUUUAUCUAUUUUAGAAAUAGCUGAGGAAAUGAAAAGACUUCAACAAGAUGGAGCCAAUAAUAAGUUACGCCGAGAUGAUUUAACUGGUGGAACUAUCACUCUAUCAAAUAUCGGUUCGAUUGGUGGUCUUUUCGGUAUUCCUGUUAUCCCACCUACAGAAGUAGUAAUUGGUGCCAUUGGACAAAUUAAAACUGUGCCAAUUUUUAACGAAAAGGACGAAAUAGUCAAGGGACAUAUAAUUAAUAUUUUGUGGUCAGCGGAUCAUCGGACUAUCGAUGGAGCAACUCUCUGUCGAUUUUCAUCCACCUGGAAAGCAUUACUUCAAGAUCCGAUGAAAAUGCUUUUGGAUAUGAAAUAAACGUAUUCAUAAUCAUUCCAACUAUUCCUUUCAUGUGAUUGGGAGCUAUAUUUUUUCAUUUUUGUCUUCGAUUAAAUUUAUUCCUCAACUUUCAAUGAAAGAUUAUAAAAAUGCACAAA
Messenger RNA from Tetranychus urticae (two-spotted spider mite), 1775 nucleotides. RefSeq names its product Dihydrolipoamide branched chain transacylase E2 (gene Dbct). Gene Ontology annotation, cellular component: cytoplasm; mitochondrion. The record is from RefSeq and is a predicted model, not a curated record. NCBI's taxonomy places the organism in Eukaryota, Metazoa, Arthropoda, Arachnida, Trombidiformes, Tetranychidae. Gene Ontology annotation, molecular function: acetyltransferase activity; lipoic acid binding.